Saccostrea echinata is the source of this 2256-nucleotide messenger RNA. RefSeq lists its product as uncharacterized. The transcript has 3 exons. Lineage: Eukaryota; Metazoa; Mollusca; Bivalvia; Ostreida; Ostreidae. The coding region runs from base 1 to 2256 and encodes 751 amino acids. Gene Ontology annotation, molecular function: nucleic acid binding; zinc ion binding. The record is from RefSeq and is a predicted model, not a curated record.
AUGACUCCUCUAUCAAGUACUCUUCCUCCACCAAUUGGUGCCGUUUACUUUUUCACUGGUGAAGAGUUAAGAGAAUUUGUAGAUAAUAAGGAGAAAGAGAAAUUUGAAAGAGACGAAAGAGCGGUAGAAAGAGAAGCAAGAAAGUUAGAAAGAGAGAUUGAGUUAGAAACGAUCAAGAGAGAGACAGAGUUGCAAAAAUAUAGAAAUUCAGAAAUAGCUGCUACAAAUGCUAAUGCAAUUGGUCAGGUUUCAAAUUCUCGUGCUAAACUUCCCAAGUUACCUGUGUUUGAAGAGAGUAAAGACUGUAUUGAUUCAUACUUGCAGAGGUUUGAGCGAUUUGCAUCCAACGCAAAGUUGGAAGAGUCUGUCUGGGACAUCAAUCUCAGCGCCUUAUUAAAGUUGACAGAGGAAGGGUUUCAUUCGAAGUUCCGUACUUCCAAACCAGACCCAGGUGAGAGUCCAUCGCAAUUUUUUGCUCGCAUUGAUAACUAUGUUGAAAAGUGGUUGAAUUUAACAAAAAGUCCCAGGACUUAUGAAGGGCUUAAAGAUUUAUUUCUAAGAGAACAAUUUAUGAAUAGCUGUAGCAGAUCUUUAGCAAUGUUUUUAAAAGAAAGACACCCAGGAAAUGUAGAAGAAAUGUCUAACCUUGCGGAUCAGUUCAUUGAAGCACAUGGCUAUUCUUCCUUCAUGAAAGAUGUUCAAGUUUUUCAGAAAACUUAUCCCAGUGAAUUCCAAAGAAGUCUCAUCAACCGCAACCAUAAUCAGAUGUAUAGACGACAGUCUGACUCUCAGCAGAUGAAGGAUAGAAAAUGCUACAGAUGUCACAAACCAGGGCAUCUGGCGAAAGACUGUUAUUCAAAACAGAGUGUACAUCGUCAUGGAAUGCAACAUAUUCAUAAGAUCCACAAGGCGGCCGCAAUGAAGAAUAAAAAAAAUAAUUGUGAGUCAAAUCCUGAUUAUAAUAACUGUUCUAGUUCUUUACAGCCGCAAUACGCAUCUACAAAGAGUGCCAUACCAGUGAAUACCUCAUCUGAAGGGGAGAAGCCUCUUGUUGGGUCGGCAUGCAUACUGACAGACAAGCUGAAGGAAUGCUGUGUGAAAAAUGGUCAUGUAAAGUUAGCCUGCGGACACAUUCUUCCAGUUGUGGGUGGUGUUUGCCAGGUAUGUGAUGCUAUGCCUGUACUAAUGGGUUAUGUUGGUGAAAGCUAUGUGAAAGUACUCAGAGACAGUGGUUGUAGUGGUAUCGUGGUUAAGCUUGACCUUGUGAAAGAUACUGAGCUAACAGGGAAGCUGCAGGAGUGUGUGUUGAUAGAUGGUACAGUUCGGCAGGUGGAAGAAGCAGUCAUUGACAUUGAUACUCCUUUUUAUGUAGGAAAGGUAAAUGCAUUGUGUAUGAAAGAACCAGUGUAUGAUCUUAUUAUAGGAAAUGUACAAGGCGUAAGAAACCACUCAGAUCCAGAUCCACUGUGGCGAAGAAGAGAAGAUAGAGAAAACAACUUUGAAUUACUUCAAGCUGUGCAGACCAGAAGUCAGAAGGUUAAGGAAGAGAAAGGUAUGAAGGAAUUAAGUGUAUCAGAUUCGAUAGAUCUUGAUGUCAAUGUAGAUAAAAUGAAAGAAUUACAGACGACAGAUGAAUCAUUGAGUACCUACAGAAAUCUUGCAACAUCUGGUAAAAAGAAAAACCUUGGUGAUGGGAUAGUUUCCUGGUUUUCUGUGGAAAAGGGGCUGUUAUACAGACAUUUCCAGUCUUCAAAGGUCAGUGACAACAAAAUAUUUAAACAGCUCGUUAUUCCUGGAACUCUUAGACGAAAGGUGAUGACCAUCGCGCAUGACAGUAUUAUGGGAGGACACCUAGGAACGAAGAAGACAGUAGACCGCAUAUCGUCAAGUUUCUACUGGCCGGGAAUUCAAGGUGAUGUCAAAAGAUAUUGUCAAUCAUGUGAUGUAUGCCAAAGGACCUUUCCAAAGGGCAAAGUGACAAAAGUUCCAUUGGAGAAGAUGCCAUUGAUCGACACUCCGUUUGAGAGAGUAGCAGUUGAUCUGGUAGGUCCUAUCGCACCAGUUACUGAAAAAGGUAACAGAUAUAUUUUAACUGUAGUUGAUUAUAGCACCAGAUAUCCAGAAGCAAUUCCACUGAAAGGCAUAGAGACGGAGAGAGUGGCCGAAGCACUGUAUCUUCAGCAUGAUGGGCAUACCGAAAGAAAUCCUUACCGACAUGGGCACACAGUUCACAUCAAACAUCAUGAAAGAGGUUAG